This is a messenger RNA of Medioppia subpectinata, 1137 nucleotides long. The record is from the annotation of a GenBank genome assembly. NCBI's taxonomy places the organism in Eukaryota, Metazoa, Arthropoda, Arachnida, Sarcoptiformes, Oppiidae.
ACACAAUUGGCACACAAUUUAAGACAUUAAUAUUUGAAUAUUUAGGACAAUCCGUCGGACUUCUCCUACUUCUUCGACACAUCCCGUCGCCGGUGCUGUAAUAUAGCGCCCGAACGGUUCGCUAUCGAUAGCUCUGUAUUACAGUCGGAUGUGUUGAACACGACUCAAACGAUCUCAAGCCAGUCAUCCGAAGUACAGCUGACGCCCCAAAUGGAUAUGUUUAGCGUCGGCUGUGUUUUGGCCGAACUCUUCUCAGACGACGCCCCGAACGGCAAUCUCUUUGAUUUGGCGGAUCUGUUGGCCUUUAGAAUCAAUCAAUUCUAUCCCGAAAAGGCCUUAAAUUCUAUAUCCACUGAAAAUAUCAGACAAUUAGUGGAGAAUUUGAUUAGUUUAGAGCCGAAGGAACGGAAACUAAGUUCACAAAUACUCACAGAAUUGAGUGAUUCUGUGUUUCCCAAGUAUUUCGAUUUGCUUUACGAUUAUUUGCGACAAUUAGUACGCCUUCCGCCCGACGCGAAGAUCAUACGACUCGCGCAAGACAUGGACGGCCUGUUGGGUCCGAUCCUCGAACAGGACGCACAGGGAUUGCUUCUCAUCUUAGUUGUGAUCACAUCAUCGAUGCGGGCACUCAAACACAUUCACUGCAAAAUUUUGGCUCAACGCCUGUCCUGUAAGAUAGCGAAGGCCUCUCCAGUUAUGUCGGCGUUCAUAACAGACAGACUAUUGCCUUAUUUGUUGCAUUCGCUCAAUGAGACCGACCCCAGAGUGAGGGCCGAGACAAUCAUCUCAAUCACCUAUAGUUUAGAACAAGUGACUAAAUUACCCGCAAGUGAUAAUAAUGUCUUCACGGACUAUAUUCUUCCAGUUUUGUGUCAGGUGGUGUCGGACCGGUCAGUGUUCGUAAGGCUCACAUUAGCGGCAAACAUAAGCCGUUUAUCAAAAGUAGCGCUCAAUUUCUUGGGUCAAUCGUGUGAUCAGAACUACGACGAAGAGCUGUCUCUGCUUCACGACUCAUUCCAGUUGAUUGUCUCACAACUGCUCACCGACUCAAACAAUUGUGUCCGACGGACACUACUGUUGACGCCCCACAGCUGUGCCAACCUUUGCGUCUUCUUUGGCAGACAAAAGACUAAUGAA